Paramecium sonneborni is the source of this 1558-nucleotide messenger RNA. The record is from the annotation of a GenBank genome assembly. Lineage: Eukaryota; Ciliophora; Oligohymenophorea; Peniculida; Parameciidae.
AUGAGUGUUAUUAUUUAAGAAUAAAUUAAUCAUAAUUUAGAUAAUUUAUUAGUAAUAUUAGAAUGUUAGAAUUAAUAUGAAGAAUCGAAUAAAUGUUAUGAUUGUCCUAUUACUUGCAACUAAUGUUUAAAUUUCAAAUAUUGUUUAGAAUGUUUAUUUAUAAAUAAUAGAAUAUUGAAAAAUGGAUAAUGUAUUGGUUUAGAUGGAUACUAAGAAGAUGUAUCUAAUCCUAUAUGUAUAAGAAAUAUAUUGAGUUAUGUUAAAAUGGAUGUACAAAAUGUAAAUAGGGGAAAUGUCUUGAAUGUGCAACACCAGGAUGGUAUAUUGAUAAUACUAUAAAGAAUAAUGUGGUGAUUAUAUGACAGUUGGAUGAGAAUUACGUAAUUCUCAAUAUAUUUUACCAUAUAAAGGAUGUUAAAAUUGUUAAGCAAAAUGAUGAUCAUCAUGUUUAUAAUGUGAUACUAUAACUUCAUUGGAAUGUUUACUUUGUGAAACUGGUUAUAUUUUAAUUGAUCAUUUAUGCUACUCUAUUUCUCGAGAUGAAAUAAUUACAAUUGAAGAAGAUUGUGAUGAUGCAAAUCUAAUAUAUGGAGAAGGAUGUCAUUUCUGCUAAUUUAGUUGUUUAGAUUCCUGUUUAUUAUGUAUCUAAGGUUAUUGUCAUGAAUAUUAAGAUCAACACUUACUUUUAUUAUAAAUAGCUUAAAUUAUAUUACGAUAUUAAUUGCAUUCAUAUUAACAUUUAUUAAUUGCUAUUUAGGUGGUCAAGAUUUUACUAAAUUUUUUAAUUUUAAAAAGAGUUCACAAAUAACUCGAAUAAUUCUAUGGACAACUUUAUAUCUGAGAAUAAAUUACAAAACCAAGAUUUAGUCAAAAACUGUUUUUUUAACCAAAUUACUUAUUCCAAUAUAUGAAAAUUUUUAACUUCAAAAACCAUCAAUUUUUAAAUUAAAGUAGUAUUUCUCUGUUAUUUUGAUAAAUAAAAAAUGCCAUUAAAUAAGCUGUAACUCCAAAAUAUAAUUAUUAUUUAGAAUAUUGUUCAAUCUAUGUUUAAAAUUAUUGUAUUAAGUGUGAAAAUUAUGCAUAUUUUGAUAAAGUAGAAGGAAGAUUUAAAUAAAUAUAGAAUGUUCCUUGUCAAAUUUAGAUUCUAAUAUAUGUAUUAAAUGUCAGAAAGGAUAUUAUUUAGACGGAUAAAAUAAUUGUAAAUGUAAAUGUGGUGAUGGCAUAAACACAUCUGAAGAGUAAUGUGAAAUAAAGGAUUAUAAUUGUUUAAAUUGCUAUUAUGCUUAACCAUAGUUUUGUAAGCAUUAUCAUAAUAAUAUAUGUCUUUAAUGUAAAAUUGAUUAUUAUUACAAUUAAAUUACUUAAACUUGUAAAUCUAUAUGUGGUGAAGGAAUAAUUAAUAAUGAUGAAUAGUGUGAAGAUAAUAAUCAAAUUGAAUUUGAUGGAUGUUAUUAAUGUAAAUAUUAGUGUAAUAAAAAUUGUAUUGAUUGUUAAAAAGGUGUAUGUAUAUAAUGCUAAUAAACUUAUUUAUUAAUAAAUGGAUUAUGUAUAGAAUUGA